AGUUAUCUACUCAGGCCUUUUACAGGACACUCUUAGGCAAAAGUGUAUAAGAAAUGUGAACACAAAGAUUGGGUCCUUGGGAGAAAUCUAUUUAUAAGGAACCUUUGAUAAAAUCUGAGCCCUGGUGUCACAGUAGUUAAGAGCUAUGGCUGCUGACCAGUUGGAAUCCAUCAGCCACUCCUUGAAAACCCUAUGUGGCAGUUCCACUCUGUCCUAUAGGGUAGCUAUGAGUCAGAAUCCACUGCCAGUAAAAGGCUUUGAUAAAAUCAAGAUUUGUGCCCAGGCUGCUCUUGAUCUUGGGGACUCAACAAUUUUUAAAACUUUUUAUCCAAGUGUAACAUAAAAAGUGCACAAAUAGUAGUAAAUUUUCACAAUCUCCAGUAGGAAGUUUGUGUAGGUGUGCGUACAUUAAGCUGUUAACUGCACAAAAACCUUUGAGACCAGGUGAGGCGCCUCUCCAAUGUUCCUCGGCCAACGCCUGCGCGGUGGGAGCCAGCCGCUUCGGGAGGAAGUCGGAAGGCAGGAAGUCCCGCCCCUUUCCCGUCUUUAUCUUCUCCUCGGCUGUCUCCCGUCGGUCUGUUUACCCUAGCCACGGGUCUGCUGCGCUUUCUCCUUUGUUCGCUCUCAGCUUUCUGCGGCGGCUGCGCCUGCACGACCCCGGCUUGUCCCACGCGUAGGUUCGCGCUGCACUUGCCGCCCGGCCUCCGGCUCGCGGCACCAGUGCCUCUCCUCUCCCGUCCGGUCUGCAGCGCGCGGCGCGAGCAUCAUGCUCUUCUAUUCCUUUUUCAAGUCCCUUGUUGGAAAGGAUGUGGUCGUGGAACUAAAAAAUGACCUGAGCAUCUGUGGAACACUCCAUUCUGUGGAUCAGUAUCUCAACAUCAAACUAACUGAUAUCAGCGUCACAGACCCUGAGAAAUACCCUCACAUGUUGUCAGUGAAGAACUGCUUCAUCCGGGGCUCAGUGGUCCGCUAUGUGCAGUUGCCAGCAGAUGAGGUUGACACACAGUUGCUCCAGGAUGCAGCAAGGAAGGAGGCCCUGCAGCAGAAACAGUGAUGGUUCCUUCUCUGCUUCGCCGCCCUUUUCCACUGGUGACCCAUAACCUAAUAUCCCAGCCCAGGGCCCCUCUCACCCAUGGAGUUGUUUUUUUUUGGCUGGUUGAGUUUUAAUAGUGAGGCUUUUUUUUUUUUUUAACGAUGAGCAGAUGAGAGGGAUAAUAGUGGGGAGCAGGUUUCCUCUGUUGAGAAGGGGAGGAUAAGUAGUGUGCGUAACUGCAAAGCCUUCCCAGUCCCCAGCACCUGCCUUUCUCACUCCUUCCCUGGAAAUUGUAGGAGAGCCUCUUAGAUCUCUCUAGGGCAGGGUGUGAUUCUCUUUGGGGCUGGAAGGAAUCUGUCCCGCAUCGGGAAUAAAAUUCAUGAUGCAAAUUUGAGUUGUGGUUUUGUGGUAUGUCUUUUUGGGCAGGGACUUGGGGCAGGGGGCAGGAAGGUGAUGCUGGAUUCAUUCAAGCCCUGUUACUCUCCACUCCCAUAGCCAAGAGCCCAGCCCAACUACAUAGCAUUAUCUGUCACUACUCCCCUUUGUAUAAACCGUGUAAUAACCUGGACUAUUUUUUUUUUUUUUAUACACCAUGUUUUCCUGAAUAUGCCCCUACUUAUUUUCUCUCCCUGGUCUUUUGCUUAUACUGUACCUAUAACUGGAGUGUUUUGCCACUGUGGUGUCAUAACCAGUCCAGGGAGGCUGAGAUUAUCCACCUCUGAUGUCAAAUGUGUGGUGGAUAACAAAUCCCACUCUACAUGCAGCUUCGUCCUGUGGGAAUCUCAGCCCCCUUCCCUGGUCAGUUCAGACUCCAGCUGUUCCAUGCAGCUCUUUGUCUCUCGUCCCGGUCACUGGGGCUAGGUCAGCAAGUACAGGCCCCUUCUGUUUCCUAGGUGCUUUAAUUGUUGAAACGACUCAAAAACUGCAGGGAACGGGCUAUCUUUAGCAGAAAAAAGGAUACAAACACCAAGGGCGAGGUCCAGGAGGUCCCAGGAAGCUCCAGUGAACAUCUUAAAAGGCCUUUUAUUGACCUCACCACAUGGCCAUGAUAGAGUACAUCCUUUUUCCAGAGGUUCCCUCUGUCUGGUCAGCCCCCCCUCAUUGGCCUCAUUGGCCAGGCUCUCAGGAACCAGGGCGAAAGGCCAAAUUGUUUACUGCAAGGGGGUUCCACACUUCCCAGGUGCCCUUAACACUUCUGUGCUCUCUCAUUUAUGUGGCAGUUAAUACUAUGAGACAUCAAAAUCCAUGAUAGGUUUUGAGUUUCUUUCUCAAUCUAGCGAAAUCGGUAGUCUUUCUGAAUAUCUGUUAAGAAGGUAAAUAAACACAGGACAUAACUUGUAUUGCAUAGAGUUAUGACAGGGAAUUACUAAACUCGAUUCAUUCAGCAAAUGAGUUCCCGCCACAGGCGAAAAUUCAG
This is a messenger RNA of Loxodonta africana (African savanna elephant), 2450 nucleotides long. It is a transcript of the gene LSM2, whose product is annotated as LSM2 homolog, U6 small nuclear RNA and mRNA degradation associated. Gene Ontology annotation, cellular component: catalytic step 2 spliceosome; P-body; Lsm1-7-Pat1 complex. The record is from RefSeq and is a predicted model, not a curated record. Gene Ontology annotation, molecular function: RNA binding. Bases 767 to 1054 code for a protein of 95 amino acids. The transcript has 5 exons. Lineage: Eukaryota; Metazoa; Chordata; Mammalia; Proboscidea; Elephantidae. Gene Ontology annotation, biological process: mRNA splicing, via spliceosome.